CAACAACACGCGACACAUUAAACUCACAUGGAGAAGAGAAAGUGCGUUGUUGAGUCUCCCAGUAAGAUAAAUCAGUUUAUAUCAGUGCGUUAGAUUUAUUUACGUUUAAUUACUUUAUUUUUGUUCGAACGACAUGGCGACAGACGCGAAAAGACCAAAGCAGGAGGAUGGAACCUCAGACCUGGAUGAGUCUCUGAACAACUUCUUACUGUGGUGUGAUGAAGUGAAGCUGAACCUCAGCAACAAGGUGUACCUCAGUAAAGAAGGCACAGUAGCAGACUAUGGCAUGCUUGCUAAAGAAGACAUAGAGGAAGGCCACGUCCUCUUCUCCAUCCCCAGAUGUGCUCUUUUACAUCCUGGCACUUCCAAACUCAAGAAGGUUCUUGAAGAAGGACAGAGCUGUUUGGAGAGCCCGUCCGGCUGGGUUCCACUCCUCCUUUCGCUGAUGUACGAGUACACCUUAGCCGAGUCGCACUGGAAGCCCUAUCUGAGCCUCUGGCCCGAUUUCAGAAAGCUGGAUCACCCCAUGUUCUGGUCCAAGGAGGAACGGGAGAAGCUGUUGAAGGGAACGGGUAUUCCUGAGGCAGUGGACACGGACCUGACCAACAUCCAGAAGGAGUACAACGACACGGUUUUGCCGUUCAUGCGCUCUCACCCGGAGCUGUGGGACCCUGAGCAGCACACUCUGGAGCUCUAUCGGAGUCUCGUAGCUUUCGUCAUGGCCUACAGCUUCCAGGAGCCGGUUGAGGAGGAUGACGAGGAUGAAGAUAAAGAUCCCAACCCCCCGAUGAUGGUGCCAAUGGCAGACAUGCUCAACCACGUAUCCAAUCACAACGCUAAUUUAGAGUAUACACCAGAGCGUUUGAAGAUGGUGGCAGUGCGGCCAAUCAGGAAGGGUGAGGAGAUCUUCAACACGUACGGUCAGAUGGCCAACUGGCAGCUGCUGCACAUGUACGGCUUCACAGAGCCUUUUCCCACCAACGCCAACGACACGGCCGACGUCCACGUGACCGCCGUGUAUAAAGCGGCUCAACAAGCAACACAAAACGAAGCCGAGCAGCGCCUCCUGGUGGACAAAUGGAAAUUACUGCGUGAAAUGGACGUAGUGGAGGAGAAGGGCGUGUUUGUUUUUGGGAAGAACGGUUCGCUGACGGACACGGAGCUGUACACGACCCUGAAGGUGAUCGGCAUGAGCAAAGAGGAGUUCCAAGACUUCCAGGAGAACGAAGGCUGGGAGGAAGACGAGGGCGAGGAGGAGGAUUCCAGAGCGGCCCAGGCUCUGAGUUUUGAGGGAAUUUCGGCUUUGAUUUCACACUGGAAGCGACUGCUGCACACGGCCGCAGGCUUCACGCUGAACCUGUACGCCGAGGACUUGGAGUCAGAUCUCAGGGUGAUGGAGGAACCAAAAGCUCUGGCGAAACUCAGUCACAGAGAGAGGAGAGCGCUGCACGUCCGGCUCGGCCAGAAGAGCAUCAUCCGAAAGCUUCAGCAGCUAACGGAGAACAGUACAGAAGCAACACUCAACCAACAGAGAUAAUCAAUCUGUAACGUCGUCUUUUAAAAUGUUAAAUAGAAAUAUUAGACAUUUGUAAUAGAUUUACUCCAGAUGUGCAAACUGUCUGAAGCGAUUCAGUGGAAGUCCGUAACGUCGUCAUCGAGUAACCGAGCGAGCUUUAAAACCUACAGCCUUGUGAUUAACAAUAAACAGGUCACAUCAAA
Molecule: messenger RNA, 1719 nt
Organism: Tachysurus vachellii
Lineage: Eukaryota; Metazoa; Chordata; Actinopteri; Siluriformes; Bagridae
Gene: setd6
Product: SET domain containing 6, protein lysine methyltransferase
Exons: 9
Coding region: 134-1537 (467 amino acids)
Biological process (GO): peptidyl-lysine monomethylation
Cellular component (GO): nucleus
Molecular function (GO): protein binding; protein-lysine N-methyltransferase activity
Source: RefSeq, a predicted model, not a curated record